GACAGCACGAAGCCACCGUAACACCUGAUAAAUACAUACAUCAAACAAAAACACAGCCGGAUAGACAAAACCCACCCAAUCUCCAUUUCUGUCAAUCUUCUUAUUCAAUUUACACACAAAAUCAAACCAAACAAUCACAGCCCAGAACCAAGAAACCAACCGUAAUUCAUUUCCCAACAAAAAGAAACCGUCUUUGUUCGAAAAUAAACACAAAGCAGUUAUCUUUUCUCUUCAAUGGCAGAAAAACAAUACUUUACAGAAACCAGAGCAAUCACAGCACCUUCACGCCCAACCAUAACACUGCCACCUCGGCCGUCGAUGGAUAACUUUUUCAGUGGCGUCGGACUUAGUCCCGGCCCCAUGACUUUAGUCUCGUCUUUUUUCUCGGAUAACUAUGCUAAUACUCCCGAGUCUGAUUAUCGCUCUUUUUCUCAGCUUCUUGCUGGUGCUAUUGCUUCUUCUCCCAUGGCUAGAUCUUCUUUUUUCACUGAUUCUGAUUCUUCUUCCUCUUCAAUACCCAGUGAUAAUGGCGCUUCUUCUUCUAAGCAGCAAGAUGGGGUUCAUAAUAAUAGUGGGAAUUUGGGGUUUAAGCAAAGUAGGCCUAUGAAUUUAGUGGUUGCUCAUCAUUCUCCUUUGUUUACUGUUCCUCCUGGGUUAAGCCCUUCUGGGUUGUUGAAUUCUCCUGGCUUCUUUUCUCCUCCCCAGAGUCCCUUUGGAAUGUCCCACCAGCAAGCCUUGGCACAGGUUACAGCUCAAGCUGCACUAAAUCACAUGCACCUGCAAGCUCAGUAUCAACCUGCUCCAGUAGCCGCUUCCACAGAGUUAUUGACACGGCAGCCCUCCUUUACUCCCGAUGAAGCUUCACAGCAACAGAUGCUGCCUUCAACCUCUCAGACUCAGAGUUCCAUGGUUGAAACGUCAGAGCUUUCUCACUGUAAUAAGAAGCAGCAACUUCCUAUUGCUGUUGAUAAACCGAGUGAAGAUGGCUACAACUGGCGCAAAUAUGGGCAGAAGCCAAUUAAGGGCAGCGAAUAUCCGCGAAGUUAUUACAAAUGCACUCAUCUGAAUUGUCCUGUUAAAAAGAAGGUUGAGCGUUCUAGUGAUGGCCAAAUAACUGAGAUCAUCUAUAAAGGCCAGCAUAACCAUGAGCAGUCUCAACCUAGUAAGCGUGCAAAAGAUAGCAGUGACCAAAACGCCAGCACAAGUUCUCAGUCGAAGUCUGAAUUUAGUUUCAUAGCUCAAGCUGGUAGCAUAAAUAAGUUGACAGAAACAAUACCUGCUCAUUCAGUGUCUGGGAGGGAACAUGAGUCUAUGCAAGCAGAUCCAAUACAACUACAUGGAUCAAGUGACAGUGAUGAAGCAGGUGAAACAAGAGCAGAAGAUGGGGAUGAGGAUGAACCGAACCCAAAAAGAAGGCAAACAGAUGUUGGUACAACUGAGGUUGCUUUGCCACAGAAAACUGUAACAGAAUCAAAAAUCAUUGUUCAAACAAGAAGUGAAGUUGAUCUAUUGGAUGAUGGCUACAGGUGGCGGAAGUAUGGCCAGAAGGUGGUCAAAGGGAAUCCUCAUCCAAGGAGCUACUAUAAAUGCACUAGUGCUGGGUGCAACGUCCGUAAGCAUGUUGAGAGAGCUCCAGCAGACCCUAAAGCUGUCAUAACUACCUAUGAAGGAAAACAUAAUCACGACGUUCCUGCUGCUAGAAACAGCAGCCAUAGCACAGCCAACAACAAUGCACAACAACUGAAACCUCAAAAGGUGGUGGCUGAGAAGCAUCCUUUGCUUCGAGGGAUGGACUUCGGGAACAAUAACCAAAGACCAGUCCUUUUACGACUAAAAGAAGAGGAAAUUGCAGUAUAAAGGGAUGAAUCCAGGCAACUAACUUGGUACAGCUAAGAAAGGUAAAUUAUUUGGAAUUGGUGGAACUUUAGUGGAUUUGGUUUUUCUAUUUACCUUUAUGUUUCCCAUUUUUGUAAGAAAUAUAGUUGCUGGUGCACAUGUUAACAAUUUGAUACAGAGUGUUGUAUUCAGUAUAUGUUUUGUAGUUUGUACAAAUAAAUUACAGUCUCGAGUGUAUAUGAUUCUUCACACUUGUAGUUUGGAAGCAAUUUCAGUUCUGUUUGAUUUUUUGCAAA
Molecule: messenger RNA, 2132 nt
Organism: Mercurialis annua (annual mercury)
Lineage: Eukaryota; Viridiplantae; Streptophyta; Magnoliopsida; Malpighiales; Euphorbiaceae
Product: probable WRKY transcription factor 3
Exons: 4
Coding region: 235-1857 (540 amino acids)
Biological process (GO): regulation of DNA-templated transcription
Molecular function (GO): sequence-specific DNA binding; DNA-binding transcription factor activity
Source: RefSeq, a predicted model, not a curated record